Recurvomyces mirabilis is the source of this 1197-nucleotide messenger RNA. RefSeq lists its product as uncharacterized. The transcript has a single exon. Lineage: Eukaryota; Fungi; Ascomycota; Dothideomycetes; Mycosphaerellales; Teratosphaeriaceae. The record is from RefSeq and is a predicted model, not a curated record. The coding region runs from base 1 to 1197 and encodes 398 amino acids.
AUGACGCGCUACCCACCACAUGGCGGCUACCAAGGUGGCGAGGACCCAUAUGGAUAUCAGCAACACCAGGGGGCUGGAACUCAAUCUAACUACGGCGGCUACAACUCUGGCGAAGGCCAAGGAUACAACGAGGCUCCGAACUACCAAGUGCCCCAGUAUAGUGAACAGCAGCAGCAGCAGCAAGGUACUGCUCAGGGCUACUACGGCUCCAAUGACCAGGCUUACCAACAAUACCCGACCACCAACAACCAGUACGGUGGGUACGAAGCCCAGCAACGUCAAGGCUACCCGCACGGAGGCUACGAAUCCCAGCAACCCUACAGUGGCCAACAGUACCCAGGCAGCCCGCCACCUCAAGGACCCCCACACACACAGCAGUACGGAAACCAACAGCAGAACGAUCCCUACAACCAAGCUCCCUCUUACCCAGACUCCCUAUCCUCCAACCAAGGCUAUGGCCAGUACGCCGGCCCUUACGGUCCACCAGGAGGUGCGAGCGUAGAGGCCUUCAAAUCACACUACGAACAACCGCACGGCGUCAUCGAUCCCGCAACCAACCAAGCCAUGCCUCCUCCCGUAGCAAUAGACCCAGCCACAGGCCAACCCUUACUUCCAGGAGCCGAAGGCGAUCGCGGUCUAAUGGGUGCCCUAGCCGGCGGCGCAGCAGGUGCCUACGGCGGACACAAAAUGGGUCACGGCUUUCUCGGAGGCGUGGGUGGAGCUGUGGCGGGAUCGAUGCUUGAGGAUGCUUACAAGAAGAAGGGGAAGAAAGAUAAGAAGGAAAAGAAGGCGCGUCGUGGCUCGCAUUCUAGUUCCUCUUCUGAUUCUUCCUGUGAUUCUGAUGACUCGAAGAAAAAGAAGAAACGUGCUGGUGGCGGGAUGCUGGGGAACUUCAGCGCGAGCUCGAGGGAGAUUUUCUUGGAGGGGAGGUGUACGCUGGUAGCUGAAUGCUGUAACACGCAUGGGCAUCAUCAUCGGUCGCAUUUGGAUCUAAAUGAUUGUUUGACUAACAGUAAUGGGAGGUUGGAGUGGGCACGAGGUGGCGGAUUUGCCAAAUCGGCUAGAGAGAUCAGGUUGGUGGAUGGGGGCCGAGUCGUGGAAGCGGAGUUGGGUAAUGGAAGGGGAGGAUGGAAUUGGGAUGGGAGGAGGUUGGAUGAGAGGAUUACUAAUGAGGAUGGGAGGUUGGAGAUGUUGUGA